AUGAGGUCAAGCAUGGACGAAAUUAUGCGCCGAAUGGCCACGCUGUCUGUCAACUUACUCCAAUUCAUCGGAAAGAGCAGCUCAUACCAGUGGCAUUUCAAGUGGGCUCCAACAUACUCAGCCUUGAUGCUUACUUUUCUAGCUAUGCUGGCCUUCCAGAUUUCCGAAAAAUCACCUGAUCUCAUCAACAGGGCGAUUUUGGUAGUUCAGGUCGCGCCAAUUACUCGAAUGCUUCAAAGUUAUCCUCAUACGCAGAGACUUGCAAGCCAUCUUGAGCAGAUCACCCAGUCAUUUGAGUUUGGGGUCACGGGGGAUAUGGCAGAUGAAUCUAAUGAUAGAGUUAUUAGCCAGGAUCAGAGCCAGACUUUAUUGCAGUCCGAGGGCCCCGCAGAGAUGUUUACAUUUGAUUAUGAAAAUCUGGAUCUUUUCCUGGCGCCUGGUUAUAUGGAUAAUUUCUCUAUCGACUAA
Messenger RNA from Clonostachys solani, 468 nucleotides. NCBI's taxonomy places the organism in Eukaryota, Fungi, Ascomycota, Sordariomycetes, Hypocreales, Bionectriaceae. The record is from the annotation of a GenBank genome assembly.